GUAAUUUCUAUGAUAAUUUGUGCCAAUGUCGACGACGGCUUCCAUCAACAGCUGGUGCCUCACCUCCACCUCUCCUUCUGCUCAAUCCUCUACUUCUUCUCUCCGGAGGAGACCAACAUUACGGCCCUCCAUAGUUGCCAACCUUAAUUCUUCUCCUUCUCCUCCUACCCUCAUCCGCAACCACCCUGUUUUUGCUGCCCCUACUCCUUUGCUCAACCCUUCCAAUUGGAGAGAAGACAUGGGAGACAAGUCAUACGAGGAAGCCAUUGAAGCUCUCAAGAAAUUGCUCAGUGAGAAAGGAGAACUGAAAGCAGUAGCAGCAGCAAAGGUAGACCGAGUAACAGCUGAGUUAAAGACAACAUCAGCUGGUGGCAAACCAUCUGAUUCUGUUGAGAGGUUGAAAGAAGGAUUCAUCUACUUCAAGAGAGAAAAAUAUGAAAAGAAUCCCGCUUUGUAUGCUGAGCUUGCCAAGGGUCAAAGCCCCAAGUAUAUGAUUGUUGCCUGCUCCGACUCCAGGGUCUGCCCAUCCCAUGUGCUAGACAUACAACCAGGGGAAGCUUUCGUGGUCCGAAAUGUUGCUAAUAUGGUACCACCAUAUGAUCAGAUUAAAUACUCUGGAAUUGGAGCUGCUAUUGAAUAUGCAGUUUUGCAUCUCAAGGUACAAGAAAUUGUGGUAAUUGGGCACAGUGCCUGUGGUGGAAUCAAGGGGCUUAUGUCUUUCCCAUAUGAUGGAACCACCUCUACUGAUUUCAUAGAAGAUUGGGUUAAAAUUGGAAAGCCUGCUAAGGCCAAGGUGCUAGCAGAAAACCGUGGCGAGCCUAUGGGAGUUCAAUGUACAUACUGUGAGAAGGAAGCAGUGAAUGUAUCCCUUGGAAACCUACUGAGUUAUCCAUUUGUGAGAGAUGGAUUGGUGAAGAAAACUCUAGCACUCAAGGGUGGUUACUACGAUUUCAUUAAAGGAUCUUUCGAGCUAUGGAGUCUUCAGUUUGAGCUUUCAACCCCUCUCUCCGUAAAAGAUGUCGCCACGAUACUUCAUUGGAAGCUCUAGGAACAUGCUUAGAGGUCAUCCCUGCAAAGAUGAGGCUCUGAUCUUCACUUUCUUCACAUUAUAAUCUGAACUAAGUUUUGUAGACGAGACAUAUUUUAAAGAACUGGGAUGCUUCAACUAUUUUAAUAAUGUUCAACCAAAUUUCUGGCUAGAUACAUGAAUAUGUGGUU
Molecule: messenger RNA, 1218 nt
Organism: Durio zibethinus
Lineage: Eukaryota; Viridiplantae; Streptophyta; Magnoliopsida; Malvales; Malvaceae
Product: carbonic anhydrase 2-like
Biological process (GO): carbon utilization
Molecular function (GO): zinc ion binding; carbonate dehydratase activity
Source: RefSeq, a predicted model, not a curated record